AUUCAAGAUGGCGCUCAGUAAGAAAGUACACUCUUUACAAUAAUUUAUUUUCAAUUUCCUUCAUUUUUUUUUCAUUUAUAUGUUGAAUAAUGAGUAUCAGAAGGUGGUUUUGGCCCACAAUAGAUGGGAUUGAGGCAGAAAAGUUAUUAAUGGAAAGAGGGGUGGAUUGCAGUUUCUUGGCUCGACCCAGUACAGCAAAUCCUAGCAAUUUUACCUUGUCUGUCCGACGAAAUGGAGAAGUUACACACAUCAAAAUUCAAAAUUCUGGAGAUUUCUAUGAUUUAUACGGAGGUGAAAAAUUUGCCACACUGUCAGAGUUGGUACAGUAUUACAUGGAAAAUCCAGGACAGUUGAAAGAGAAGAAUGGGGAAAUAAUUGAACUGAAGUACCCCUUAAAUUGUGCUGAACCCACAACAGAGCGUUGGGAAUUCUUAAGUGAUGAUUUGUAGGACUUCUAGUUCUAUAGUCAUAUGAAGGAUGGCUUGAUGUUGCUUGUAUUUGUAAGCAUGUAUACAUAGGCUAUGAAAAUGUAGAGAUCUUAUGUCACCUAGAUCUUCAUUAUGAAGAUGUUCAGUAUUUAUAUUCAAUAUUAUUUGUUUACCCUGUGUUUUACCCUAUAUAUAGUAAUAUUCAAUUUGAUGUUCAGUUGUUGUAACUAAACGUAAGAGAAUAAAAAAA
This is a messenger RNA of Leptinotarsa decemlineata (Colorado potato beetle), 678 nucleotides long. RefSeq names its product protein tyrosine phosphatase non-receptor type corkscrew (gene csw). Lineage: Eukaryota; Metazoa; Arthropoda; Insecta; Coleoptera; Chrysomelidae. The record is from RefSeq and is a predicted model, not a curated record. Gene Ontology annotation, cellular component: cytoplasm. Gene Ontology annotation, molecular function: cell adhesion molecule binding; non-membrane spanning protein tyrosine phosphatase activity; receptor tyrosine kinase binding. Gene Ontology annotation, biological process: protein dephosphorylation; positive regulation of ERK1 and ERK2 cascade.